This is a messenger RNA of Paramecium sonneborni, 2189 nucleotides long. The record is from the annotation of a GenBank genome assembly. Lineage: Eukaryota; Ciliophora; Oligohymenophorea; Peniculida; Parameciidae.
AUGAUACUACUUGUCGUUUUAGUCUAUGGAACUCAACAAACUUUGAUUUAUUAAUUUGAUGCAAGUUCUAACAUAAGAGAUGGUAAUUUUGGAUCAUUUACAUUUAUUUUUUAGGAUGGGAAGAUAGUAAUUGUUAAUUCAAUACUUGCGGGGGGAUUCAUUAUUUUGGAGCACCUACUAAUAAAUUUGAGCUUAGCAGAAUAUUUUUAAAUCUAGAAUCUCAUUCUCAUGUUAAAGUGGAUGCAGAAUUUCUUGGGUAAUUAUUUUCUUAAUAACAAAAGUAUUGAUACCAAUAUUUCACCUAAUUUUCUGAUAGAUUAACAAUCAUAAACAUAUAAUGUAUUAGUGAAUUCAUCUUAAAUUUGUGGUGAAAUACAACCAGAAUAUAUACAUACUAUUUAAAUAACUUGGCAACAUAACAGGAGAACUGUUUGGAUAUAUAUUGAUUUCGAAAAAGGAGGAUUAAUAUCAUUAAGUUUAAGUAUUAUUAAAUGUUAAUAUGAAUGUGCUGGAUGCAUAGAUAAUUAUCACAUAUUUUGCACAUAAUGGAAACUGCAUUAAUAUUAAUUUAAUUAAAAAUUUAUUACAAAUUUUGAGGGAUGGACUUUUGAAUCAUAAUAUAGAAUUACUAGUUCUUUUAAUUGUGGAAACUGUGAAUAUUUGAGUUUUUUAGAAAUUAAAUAUUUUACUCAAUUACCUCCUCAUUAAGAUGUAUUAAUAAGGAUGUUUAAAUAAAAUUUUGGUCCUAUAAUAGUAAACUAUUUAUAUGGUAUAUCACAAUAUAGUUCUAGAUAAAUAGAAAUAUUAAUAAAAAAUCAUCAUGAUCUUAUAUUACUAAUCUAUAUUAAAAGUACAACAAGUGGUUUUCGUAAUUUAAGAGAUUUUGAAGUAUUCUACACUUAACCAGAAAAUAUAUAUAAAGAUUUGAAUGAAGGUUGUUUAGAGUAAAUUAAUGAUAGCUGUCUGAUUUGCCAAGAAGGUUGGAUUUAAGAUGAAUUUCUAGAAAAUUGUCAUCCUAUUUGUGGUGAUGGAAUCAUUCAAGGUUAAGAGGAAUGCGAUGAUGGCAAUCUAAUUUCGAGUGACUCUUGUUAUUUAUGCUAGUAUUCAUGCAUAGAUUAUUGUUAAAUUUGUUAAUUUGGAAUUUGCUUACAAUGUUAAGAUGGAUUUAUAAUUAAUUCCAAUUUUAAUUGUGAUCCUUUCUGUGGGGAUGGUAAUUUAACUCCUUAUUCAACUGAAUAAUGUGAAAUGACAGUUAAUGGGGUACUAGAUGGUUGUUAGGAUUGCAGAUUUAUAUCCAUUGCAAAUUGUAAAAUUAACUACUUUUCAAUUUGCUUAAAAUGUGAAACAGGAUAUUAUAUGUUAGAAAACAUAUGCUUCCCAAAUUGUGGAGAUAGAUUAAUCUUAGAAUUAUAUGAGGAUUGUGAUGAUGGUAAUUUGCAACCUUAUGAUGGCUGUUUUGAAUGUAAAUUUCAAUGCAUUGAAGAUUGCAAUAUAUGUGAUCGAGGUAAAUGCAUAUUAAAAUGUGAAGAGGGAUAUGAGUUUGUUAAUAACACUUGUCUCUCUGUUUGUGGUGAUCUUUUGGUUGCAAAAGAAGAGGAUUGUGAUGAUGGUAAUACGCAACCUUAUGAUGGUUGUUUUGAUUGCAAAUACUCUUGCCCAGAAAAUUGUAAUGAUUGUUAUCAAGGUAUUUGUUUAGAGUGCAAUUAUCAAUAAUAAUUAAUUAUUUCUAAUUAAUGUAAAUAAUAAUUACAUUGUGGAGAUGGAUUGCUUUAGGAAUAAGAAGAAUGUGAUGAUGAAAAUUAUUAACCAGUGGAUGGAUGCAAUGAUUGUUUAAUUGAAAAAAAUUGGAUAUGCAUUACAAUUACAAAGGAUUCCUUUAGCUAAUGCGCAUUUCUAAAAGCUCCAAACUUAAUCAUUAAUUAUCUUAAUAUGACAUAAAAUAAAUAGUAUAUAAGCAUCGAAUUUGAUUAAUAAGUAAAAAUAUAAACAGCUUAACCAUUAUCAGAAACAAUAAAUUUCCAAUUAUCAAAUAUAGACAAAAAUUACUGGAAUAGCGUCUUAUAUAUAAUAUAGGAUGUUGGAUCAGAUAUUAAUUUUGUAGAAUUUAUUGUCUAAAUAGAAGUAUUCUAAUUACUAGAAUUUAGGCCAAUCUUAACAAUUUAAAUAAAUCAAACGAUUACUAAUAUUGA